This is a messenger RNA of Actinia tenebrosa (Australian red waratah sea anemone), 1735 nucleotides long. RefSeq lists its product as uncharacterized. Gene Ontology annotation, molecular function: RNA binding. Lineage: Eukaryota; Metazoa; Cnidaria; Anthozoa; Actiniaria; Actiniidae. The record is from RefSeq and is a predicted model, not a curated record.
AACUUUAGUGUGUAUUCUGAGAACGAAUAAUUUAAACCUCUAAAAGAAUUAAUUUUUGUCUUAAUAUCGGAGAAAUAUCAAGUGUAAAGUACCAGGAUGAAUAUUUAAAGUUGCCAUAUCCCUUACUAUGCCAAGAAAAAUAAUCGAAGUGUUAGAAAGUAAAAAAGGCAAGAUUAUAGGAAAGCGUGGCUGUAAAAUAAGAGAGAUACAAGAGGUUACAGGUGCUGAUAUAGAUGCACAUUUUGCAACAGACAAGGUUUGUCUAAAGGGAAACCAAAGCCAGAUAGAUGCAGCAGAAUGCAGGAUACAAGAAAUCCUUUCUGACAAGACAAGUUUCAUGGAAGGCAGUUUGCUUGUAAAAGUACCCAAAUUUGUAGUGGGUUUAAUCAUUGGCAAACGAAGAAGUAAUCUCAGGAACAUUGAAGAAGAGACAGACACCCAAAUAUUUCAAUUUGGCAAAGAACCCUGUUUCUAUGUGAAGGGAGCCCCUGAUGCUCAGUAUAAGGCUAAGUUGAAGAUAAAAGAAACAGCAAGCAAUUGUCGAAGACUUCGAGGAUUUGAYUUUUUCAAAAAAUUCCCAUUCAUUGACGAUAGACAUGUUGGUGAGGAUAGUGAGUUUGCCCUGAAGUUGUCUGUAGUCAAUCCUCGCUGUCGGUGGACUGGGCAACAUUAUGAGCUUGUUAGUGAUGGUAAAUGUUUACAGCAGGAAAAGGAUAGCCCAGGAUUCAGCGAACUUUGUGGUCAAAUCCAAGACAUUUUGCAGUCUUUACAGCAACGUGAAGACAGCGAAAACCUUCUCGUCGACAUGUGGUGUCRUUAUGGCCGUGCUUAUAUCACAGAUGUCGAUGAAGAUGAGGCGGAUAAAAGUUACUCUCUACAACAAGUCAAACAAUAYCUGAAACCAAAGAAUAGCCCAUGGCAGGCGUCGUUCAUUGGCGGGGUUCGUGAGCUGGACGUUCGUGAAAUCGAAAGACUACUGUCAGAAAGACAAAAAGUGAUUCAUUAUACAAGAUAUGAUUUAUCUUUCUUCUCUCCAUCGUGUAGGCAAAUCCGUCUUAAGAUAUUCUUAAAAUCCGGCGGGGGAGAGAAUGGCGAAGAGCUUUCAUUUUGUGAUGAUAGUCCAGURAUGGUAAAGAAUGUUCUAGAAAAGGUGUCACGUGACGAUGGCCUUGUCUAUUAUCUAUGUGCGCCUUCCGUGCAGCAYAUCAAAGUGUACAUCUUCAUUCCUUUUGUUAACUUGGAUUGUUACUUCAUGAUGCGUACAACAUUCAGGAAUAUCAUCCGAACACCAGAAGAAGAAGCCGAGGACAAAGUUCUGAUUGACUUUCUAAACCAGAAUCUAAAGAUCAUCAAUGGGAAGCUUGAACUUCCAACGAAACAAGAACAGUUACCCGAAGGUUUCGAUCUAGCGUACUGGCGAAAAUCAAAGCGCAGAAUUUAUUUUUACGAUGGAUACAAAAUCAAAAUAUCAGAAGAAACGUCGGAGAWUGUCAAUGGUUUUGAGACUGGAGAMGAUGUCAAAAAGAGGAAUGACAUUCACAUUCACCGCAACGAAUGGGAUGAGCAAUUCGCAGAAGAAGAAUGGCAGCCGAAACGAAUAGUCGAAGGAGUUCAAGAGUUCUUGUCUUUUGUAAGGGAUGUACAAAAGCAGAUCGCUAGUGAAGAGUCUGGUCAAGAAGAAUGACUUGAUACCAGUUGUGGUCAAGUGUGUAUUCGUUAGAUAGAUUUACAGCCA